GCCCUACGAAGAAACCGAGGGCCGAUGCCCUCCCUACUUAAUCUACGCCGAUCAUGACCAUCGCGAGAUCAUUCUAACCGUUCGCGGCCUCAAUCUCUCCCGUGAGAGCGAUUACAAGGUUUUACUGGAUAAUCGGUUGGGAAGGCAGAUGUUCGAUGGCGGUUAUGUGCAUCAUGGGUUGCUUAAGGCGGCUACAUUUAUUCUUAAUCGGGAGACGGAGAUGCUGCGGCGGGUGAUUGGGGAGGUGGGGGAGGAAUAUAAGUUGGUUUUUGCCGGGCAUUCAUUGGGGUCUGGAGUGGCGGCGCUGAUGACGGUGAUUGUGGUGAAUCAUCGGGAUCAGUUUGGGGGGAUUGAAAGGAGACGGAUCCGGUGUUAUGCAAUUGCGCCAGCUAGGUGUAUGUCGUUGAAUCUUGCCGUGAAGUAUGCUGAUGUGAUUAAUUCCGUCGUGCUACAGGAUGAUUUCUUGCCGAGGACUCCUACUCCAUUAGAGCAUAUUUUUGGAUCUAUAUUCUGCUUGCCAUGCUUUCUAUUUUUAGUUUGCUUGAGGGAUACUUUUAUACCAGAAAGCAGAAAGCUUAAUGAUCCAAGAAGGCUUUAUGCUCCUGGGCGAUUGUAUCACAUUGUUGAGAGAAAAUUUUGCAGGUGUGGAAGAUUCCCCCCUGAGGUUAGGACUGCAAUUCCAGUUGAAGGCAGAUUUGAGCAUAUUGUCCUGUCAUGUAAUGCCACAUCUGAUCAUGCACUUCUGUGGAUAGAGCGAGAAGCUCAGAAGAUAUUCGAUAUAAGAAAGGAAGAUGCUGAAACUACAACAGCUCCAACUCAGCAGAAAAUGGAAAGGAAACAAACCCUAGAAAAGGAAUACAAAGGUGCAUUAGAAAGAGCAGUCACCUUGAAUGUGCCUCAUGCAAUCUCACCAUUAGAACCCACAGAAGGUGAGAUUGACUCUGCGCCAUUAAAGAACCAGAAUGAAGGAGUUAUCAGCUCCUCACACUCAGAAAACCAGAAUGGAACUCACUCAAAAACUGAAUCCAAGCCCAGUGGGAGAACAAACUGGGACGAAUUAGUCGAGAAGCUCUUCACCAGAAAUGAAUCUGGCAACUUUGUACUGAGGAAGGAUAUUGGUAAUAUUGAAGGCCAUUAGCUAUGUUUUUUCUAAACUCCAUUAUUCUUUGAACUGUAUCAUAAAGAAAGCUGUCUUGUUGCAGUUUUUUUUUUUUUUUUCUUAUACUGUAUUUGUUAAGGGGAAGACAAAUAAUGUUUUAAAUAGGGGGAAAAAGGUGCUUUUUGAAGCUGAUGUUGUAUUUUUCAUUUGAUUAAUGAUAGAUUAUUAUGUCUUUGUGAAUGUAAAGUUUGAGCAAGUUUUUUCUU
This is a messenger RNA of Dendrobium catenatum, 1365 nucleotides long. RefSeq lists its product as uncharacterized. Gene Ontology annotation, biological process: lipid catabolic process. NCBI's taxonomy places the organism in Eukaryota, Viridiplantae, Streptophyta, Magnoliopsida, Asparagales, Orchidaceae. The record is from RefSeq and is a predicted model, not a curated record.